Molecule: messenger RNA, 297 nt
Organism: Solanum verrucosum
Lineage: Eukaryota; Viridiplantae; Streptophyta; Magnoliopsida; Solanales; Solanaceae
Product: SKP1-like protein 5
Exons: 1
Coding region: 1-297 (98 amino acids)
Biological process (GO): SCF-dependent proteasomal ubiquitin-dependent protein catabolic process
Cellular component (GO): cytoplasm; nucleus
Molecular function (GO): cullin family protein binding
Source: RefSeq, a predicted model, not a curated record
AUGACCAAAAUAGUUAAAUAUUGGAAGAAACAUUCGAAGGAAGGUGUUACCGAAGAUCAGCUAAAGAAUUUUGAUCAGGAUUUCUUGAAGAUGAGCCAGUCAGAAUUAUUUGAUGUUCUCCUGGCUGCUCAAUUUCUUGACGAUAAGCAAUUGAAGGAGGUAAUGAUUCAACAAUCUGUUGAUAGUAUCAAAAGGAAACCAAUAGAGGAAAUACGUGAAGUAUUUGGUUUCGUGAAUGAUUAUACUCCAGAGGAAGAGGAGGAGGUCCGUAGAGAGAAUGCUUGGGCUUUCGAAUGA